AUGAUGAAAAAAGACGGCUUAGUCUUGGCGCUGAGCGAUCAGGUUUUGUCUGGCCUGAAGGCGCCCUCGGGCCAUGCCGCCAAUGCCCCUUCCGCGCAGCAGCAGCACCACCAGCCGCCGCCGCCAGGGGAAAACCAGACGCUUCUGACUUCCCCGGAUCUGGGCCUUCUUAAGUUGGCCUCACCGGAGCUGGAGCGCCUGAUCAUCCAGUCGAACGGCUUGGUGACGACGACGCCGACCAGCGGCGGCACCCAGUUCCACUUUCCCAAAGGCGGCGGCGGAGGCAGCGCCCCCGACGAGCAGGAGUUUGCUGCGGGCUUCGUGAAAGCCUUGGAGGACCUGCACAACCAGAACCAGCUGGGGGGCGCGGGCCCGAUCGGCGGGGAGCUGCCGCCAGCAGCCAGCCUGGCCCAGCAGCAGCAGCAGCAGCAGCAGCAGCCCCCCCUGCCGCCGCCGUCCACCGAGCCUCCGGUGUACGCCAACCUAAGCACGUUCUCCGGCGCAGCCAGCUUUUCGUCCGAGGGAGCUUACCAGGCGCACCCUCGGCUGCAGCCGCCCCCCUCGCUCAAGGACGAGCCUCAGAUCGUGCCGGAGGUGGCGAGCUUCGGCGACAGCCCGCCGCUGUCGCCCAUCGACAUGGACACGCAGGAGCGCAUCAAGGCCGAGCGCAAGCGGCUGCGCAACCGCAUCGCGGCCUCCAAGUGUCGGCGGCGGAAGCUGGAGCGCAUCUCCCGCCUGGAAGAAAAAGUCAAGAGCCUCAAGAACCAGAACACCGAACUGGCCUCGACGGCCAACCUCCUCCGGGAGCAGGUGGCGCAGCUCAAGCAGAAAGUGCUCAGCCACGUCAACAGCGGCUGCCAGCUCCUACCGCAGCAGCAGCAGCAGCCGCCCCACCAGGUUCCGGCCUACUGA
Protobothrops mucrosquamatus (brown spotted pit viper) is the source of this 912-nucleotide messenger RNA. It is a transcript of the gene JUND, whose product is annotated as JunD proto-oncogene, AP-1 transcription factor subunit. The coding region runs from base 1 to 912 and encodes 303 amino acids. Gene Ontology annotation, cellular component: transcription regulator complex. Lineage: Eukaryota; Metazoa; Chordata; Lepidosauria; Squamata; Viperidae. Gene Ontology annotation, molecular function: RNA polymerase II cis-regulatory region sequence-specific DNA binding; DNA-binding transcription factor activity, RNA polymerase II-specific; transcription factor binding. Gene Ontology annotation, biological process: regulation of transcription by RNA polymerase II; regulation of cell cycle; regulation of cell population proliferation. The record is from RefSeq and is a predicted model, not a curated record. The transcript has a single exon.